Mus pahari (shrew mouse) is the source of this 2312-nucleotide messenger RNA. It is a transcript of the gene Snip1, whose product is annotated as Smad nuclear interacting protein 1. Gene Ontology annotation, molecular function: protein binding; mRNA binding. The record is from RefSeq and is a predicted model, not a curated record. Lineage: Eukaryota; Metazoa; Chordata; Mammalia; Rodentia; Muridae. Bases 76 to 1224 code for a protein of 382 amino acids. Gene Ontology annotation, cellular component: nucleus. The transcript is spliced from 4 exons. Gene Ontology annotation, biological process: miRNA processing.
GCAAAGCUGUCCGUCACUUCCUUCGGCUCAAGUGGCUCAACGGACCGUGCAAGUGACUCUCGGUCGGGCUGCAGGAUGAAAGCGGGGAAAAGCGAGCGGGAGCGGAGCGGCCGGCGGCGACACCGGUCAGGCGACGCUCUGGCGACCGUGGUGGUGAAACAGGAGCGUCCGAGCCCCGAACCCGUCGCGCACCGCCGGCCCGACGCUCCAGCCGCUAGCCUGUCCCCGCCCGCCGCCGAGCCUGGCCACUCGGGUCACCGCGGGAGCCGAGCCCGGUCCCCAGCCAAGAAGAAAAGCAAGUCCUCCGGGAGAAGUAAGUCUCCGAGGGCCAAGAGAAGCCGGAGUCCCCACUACUCCACCGUCAAAGUGAAGCAGGAACGUGAGGACCAUCCACGGAGAGGACGAGAGGAGCGGCAGCACCGGGAACCAUCAGAACAGGAGCACAGGAGAGCUCGGAACAGUGAGAGAGACCGGCACCGGGGCCAUCCUCGCCAAGGGAGGAGCUCUGAUGAGAGGCCUGUCAGUGGACAGGAUCGGGAUAGAGACAGCCAGACCCCGCAGGCCCAGGAAGAAGAGAGGGACUUUCAUAAUGCCAGGCGCCGGGAGCACCGCCAGCAGAAUGAAGGUGCUAGCGGUGAUGCUCAGGAGGUGAUCCCUCGCCCUGCUGGGAACAGAAGCAAAGAGGUGCCCGUUAAAGAGAAACCAAGCUUUGAACUUUCUGGGGCACUUCUUGAGGACACCAAUACCUUCCGGGGUGUGGUUAUUAAAUACAGUGAGCCCCCAGAAGCCCGGAUCCCCAAAAAACGGUGGCGCCUUUACCCCUUUAAAAAUGAUGAGGUACUUCCAGUCAUGUACAUCCAUCGGCAGAGUGCAUACCUUCUGGGUAGACAUCGACGCAUCGCAGACAUUCCCAUUGACCAUCCCUCUUGCUCAAAGCAACAUGCAGUCUUCCAGUACCGGCUGGUGGAGUACACACGUGCUGAUGGCACGGUUGGUCGGAGGGUGAAGCCCUACAUUAUUGACCUUGGCUCAGGCAACGGAACAUUCUUGAACAACAAGCGUAUUGAGCCACAGAGAUACUAUGAACUGAAAGAAAAAGACGUACUUAAAUUUGGUUUCAGUAGCAGAGAAUAUGUCUUGCUUCAUGAGUCUUCAGACACAUCUGAACUUGACAGGAAGGAAGAUGAAGAUGAUGAGGAGGAGGAAAUGGUAUCUGACAGCUAGCAGCUGAGAGGCAGCCUCCACUGUUAGAAACCGUCCCUACCAGAGGCCGUGGGGUCACUCCAGUGCCUCUUCUUGCCUUAAAUCUUUCCUCUGUUGCAGUAUGAGAACUGUCACUUCAUGUUUUCUUGAACUUGGCACAGCAGCUGCCUGCCUGUGGGCCCUUGUCUGAACAGUCUCACUAAUUACAGCAUGACGAGUCUGGUCAAAGUGUGUGGUGGGCACCUUCAGAAGUGCUGCAUAGCCAACUGCCCUUGGAAAGGGAAUGGUGGCUUCUUCUCUUUGUACAGUUUCCUAUUUAUAUAGUUGUUGAGCUUUGUGGACCAGGAGUUUUGUUUUGGGGACAAAUCCUAGAGUAGAGAAUCUUAGCUUUGGUUAUCACCAAAACAACCUCCAGCCUAUACCAAAGCUUUGACCUGGUUCAGCUCUUGAGUCAUAGAAGUUGAUUUUGCACUUCGUUUGGGGGUGACAGUUUACCACGUGACUUCUUUAUUGGCUGUCUGCGACAAACAGACACUAUGCGAUGUCUGUGUGACAUGACUGUGUAGGGAGGUCGUGGCUUCUACCAACAGGAGCUGGUGUCAUAUCAGGCACUGGGCUGUAGAUCUCACCCUGUGAGGAUUCUUAAUUUCUUCAUGAAGCAGACAUAAUAGUUUGAUCACCUGGUCUUUUUCUUUAACUUUGAAUUUUUAUUCAAGUGUUACCUCUCUUCUCCCUUUGAGAAACACACCAUACUGACUUUGUAGGAGGGGCCUUGCUGUGGCCUAGGGACGUGUGUAUGUGUCUAAAGGAGGUUGUAUAGCUUCCACACUUCCACUUCACCUUGACCAUGUGUUCGUAUUUUCCUCCCAUGGGUGGAAAGUAAGAGGCAGCCUAGUGUCUGAACUUCCCACCUGGGGUCUGUGAGUAGAAAGAUGCCCCUUACUUACAGUCUGUGCUUCAGAGCUAUGUGCUGGCUUUCAUAUGACAGUGUUUGUGAUAUAAAUAAUACCACGUGAUAGGCAAAGGCCUGUCUGCAUUUGGAGAGCAGGUUUUCAUUUAUAUGUAUUUUUGAGAUUAAAAAAAAAUAAAAUUUGUAAAUAUAGCCUCAU